AGCGCGCCCAACGGCUCAGCGCGCCGAAGGUUCUGGCCCGCUGUCGCGCGCGAGGCAUUGUGGGCCGCUGGAGGCUGCCAGAGCGCGCAGAGGAGUGGGCCGCCGGAGGGCUCCCGAUUCGCAGUCCAGGAUGAUGCCCACGCCGGUUAUCCUCCUGAAGGAGGGAACGGACAGCUCCCAAGGGAUCCCUCAGCUUGUCAGCAAUAUCAGCGCCUGCCAGGUGAUUGCAGAGGCUGUCCGAACCACCCUGGGGCCCCGAGGGAUGGACAAGCUCAUUGUCGAUGGCAGAGGCAAAGCAACGAUUUCCAACGAUGGUGCCACGAUCUUGAAGCUCCUGGACGUUGUCCAUCCUGCCGCCAAGACGCUGGUGGACAUUGCCAAGUCACAGGAUGCUGAGGUUGGUGAUGGGACCACUUCAGUGACUUUGUUGGCGGCAGAAUUCCUGAAGCAAGUGAAAUCCUACGUGGAGGAAGGCUUGCACCCCCAGAUCAUCAUUCGGGCUUUCCGCACAGCCACACAGCUGGCAGUUAACAAGAUCAAGGAGAUUGCUGUGACCAUAAAGAAUGAAGACAAGGAGGAGCAGAGGCGGCUGCUCGAGAAGUGUGCCAUGACUGCGCUGAGCUCCAAGCUGAUUUCCCAGCAGAAGGCAGCUUUUGCCGUCAUGGUGGUGGACGCCGUUAUGAUGCUCGAUGACUUGUUGCAGCUCAAGAUGAUUGGCAUCAAGAAGGUUCAGGGCGGUGCCCUGGAGGAGUCGCAGCUGGUGGCUGGUGUUGCUUUCAAGAAAACGUUCUCUUACGCGGGGUUUGAGAUGCAGCCCAAGAAGUACACCGACCCCACGAUCGCCUUGCUGAACGUCGAGCUGGAGCUGAAGGCCGAGAAGGACAACGCCGAAGUCCGCGUGCACACCGUGGAGGAUUACCAAGCCAUCGUGGAUGCCGAAUGGAACAUCCUAUAUGACAAGCUCGAGAAGAUUUACAACUCGGGGGCCAAAGUUGUCUUGUCCAAGCUUCCCAUCGGGGAUGUGGCUACUCAGUAUUUCGCUGACCGGGACAUGUUCUGUGCCGGCCGUGUCCCCGAGGAGGAUCUGCGCAGGACGAUGAUGGCCUGCGGGGGCUCCAUCCAGACCAGUGUCAAUGCUCUGACCCCUGAUGUGCUGGGCAGCUGCCAGGUCUUUGAGGAGACACAGAUUGGAGGCGAGAGGUACAACUUCUUCACUGGCUGCCCCAAGGCCAAAACCUGCACAAUUAUCCUUCGGGGGGGCGCCGAGCAGUUCAUGGAGGAGACGGAGCGCUCCCUCCAUGAUGCCAUCAUGAUCGUCCGCAGAGCCAUCAAGAACGACUCCGUGGUGGCUGGGGGCGGAGCGAUCGAGAUGGAGCUCUCCAGGUACUUGCGGGACUACUCGAGGACCAUCCCAGGCAAGCAGCAGCUGCUGAUCGGGGCCUAUGCCAAGGCCCUGGAGAUCAUCCCCCGACAGCUGUGCGACAACGCCGGCUUUGACGCCACCAACAUCCUCAACAAGCUACGGGCCAAGCACGCCCAGGGUGGCAUGUGGUACGGCGUAGACAUCAACAACGAGGACAUUGCGGACAACUUUGAAGCCUUCGUGUGGGAACCCGCCAUGGUCCGCAUCAAUGCCCUCACUGCUGCUUCCGAGGCCGCCUGCCUCAUCGUGUCUGUGGAUGAGACCAUUAAGAACCCGCGCUCCACCGUGGACGGACCCCCCGUGGGCCGGGGCCGGGGCCGAGGACGUCCUCACUGAAGAAGGCCCUUCUGCCCCGCUCCGCCCCCGUCUGUCUGCAGGGCAGGCACGGUUAGUCGGUGUUGAGGGGCAAGAGGGGACAAAUGCGCCUGGCUCGGUUCCCCUGGAAGGAUAUUUAAAAUAAAACUCAAGACCUA
This is a messenger RNA of Phascolarctos cinereus (koala), 1896 nucleotides long. It is a transcript of the gene CCT7, whose product is annotated as chaperonin containing TCP1 subunit 7. Gene Ontology annotation, molecular function: ATP-dependent protein folding chaperone; ATP hydrolysis activity; ATP binding. Lineage: Eukaryota; Metazoa; Chordata; Mammalia; Diprotodontia; Phascolarctidae. The record is from RefSeq and is a predicted model, not a curated record. Gene Ontology annotation, biological process: protein folding.